Molecule: messenger RNA, 804 nt
Organism: Vigna unguiculata (cowpea)
Lineage: Eukaryota; Viridiplantae; Streptophyta; Magnoliopsida; Fabales; Fabaceae
Source: RefSeq, a predicted model, not a curated record
AUGGAAUUUGGAGUCGGGGGACAGUUAGGUUUUGUUUCUUUGAAGAAAAAGUUAUCCAUUAAGGUUGCAGAAAGCAAUUUGAGUGAUUUAAGAGAGUUAGCUAGAAGAAUGAAGACUAUAUCAAGGAAUACUUUCAAGAGGAAAUAUGGGAAUUUAUUAGGUUUUGCUGAAAGUGGAAGCUCAAGCUGUAACAAUCACAGCUUUGACCUAAUACUACGACCCACCGUUAAGAUGUUUCACCUUCCAAGAUUUUCAGGCAAUUCGAAAGGCAUCUCUCAGGGGUAUUUGGAGUGGUAUUUGCGGCAAUUGGCUGAAGAAGGGUUUGGAGAAACAUUCAUGGACGUGUUAGCUCUCACACUCUACGGAGUCAUGCUUUUCCCUAACAUGGAGAAUAUCGUUGACUACACUGCCAUUAAUGUGUUUGUGGCUUACAAAAAUCAUUCAGAAAGCCCAGUUAAUGCAAUUUUCGCUGAUGUGUACGAAAGUCUAAACCUUUGCUAUGAGCUCAAGAAGAAGAUGUUAUGUUGUCUACCUGUAUUGUCACGUAUCAUUUCAUGUGAAAAUUUUCCUAAUGUGCCUCUCAAAGGCACAAGGAGUUGUAUAAAUUAUACUCUUGUGCUAGCUCAACAACAAUAUGGGUAUCCCAUUCGAGGCGCUCCAAAUCCAGGAGCUUUGGUGCCCAUAUGGACUCAUUAUAAGGAAGGAGAUCUUGCUGAUUAUGAAGUAUUUCAUGACAGUGAAGUCACCAACAAUGGAGAUCUUGCACACUUAACAUUCCUUGUUGACACAGAGCCCAUAUCUUAG